This is a messenger RNA of Paramecium tetraurelia, 840 nucleotides long. RefSeq lists its product as uncharacterized. The record is from RefSeq and is a predicted model, not a curated record. Gene Ontology annotation, molecular function: heme binding. The transcript has 3 exons. NCBI's taxonomy places the organism in Eukaryota, Ciliophora, Oligohymenophorea, Peniculida, Parameciidae.
AUGAAUAAUAAGGAGGUAAUCAAUUUGUACAUAGAAGACAGAUAGGAUACCUUAGAAUGGAUGGGAGAUGAGGUUGAAAUAGAGACUCUUGAUGAAGUGGUUACAUUUAUUCUAAAUGACAUAAAGCAAAAAUAUCAAACUGAUCUCCUUACUUUGAGAGAUCAAGAGAAUCAAUAUUAUGAGAUUGACCAGAUAGUUGAAUUCAAAAGACCUCAUACAUACAUCACAAUACCAUAGAGACAAGAUGUGAAGACUUUAGCAAAGAAUGAAGUGAGAUUAAAUCGUAAUACUUACACAAUCAAAAAUGACAGUAUACUAUUGGAGAAGUAUAAAGGGGCACGCAAAGUGGAAAGUGUUGAUUACCAAUUGACUGCUAUAAAAAAGGCGAAUCAAAAAUAUGUGGACACCUUAAUAGGCAUUUUUGAUGAUUUAGUUAUCCAACCAAAAAAAAGAAACUCUAUAAAGAAUGAAGCGGUUAAGCCAAUUCAAUUUCAAAAUGAACCUGAAUCUCCGAAGUUCGGUUAAUCUCCUAAAGAAAGCAUCUCUCCUAGUUGGAUUUUAAGGAAAUAACUUAGUGAUAGUAGCAAGAAAAAUGAUUUAAAGUAGUGUACAAUCGAGGAGGUAGCCAAACAUAACACCAUCAAUUCAGCAUGGAUUGUUAUCAACUCCAAAGUUUAUGACGUUACUAAAUACUUGAAUAAACAUCCUGGUGGUCAAGAGGAACUCAUGAAAGGUGUAGGAACUGAUGGAACUGCCUUAUUCAUGUAAAAUCAUCCUUGGGUCAAUGCCCAUUAUUUAUUAGAACAGUUUUAAGUUGGAUUUUUAAUCAAUCAUAAAUGA